AUGAAAGUGACUAGAAGUUGUAAUUAGCCAGAGAAACCAGAAAUGCCGUUUUUUGCUGAUUUCACAUAUUGGAUAACGUUUAUGUUAUCAAUCUAUUUUAAAGAUGAAAAGAUUUUGCAUGGAAUAUUUUCUACCUUACCGCUUUUUAUGAUAUUGAAUCUGACUUUAAAUAGAUUAGUAAGGGGGGAAUCAGGAUCUAGUGUAAUGAUGCUCUCUUUACUUGCAGAAUUGAUUGGUAUGAAUGAUAGAAAUUUUUAGUUCAUUUAUUGAAUCAAUUUUUAUAUUUUGUCUAUGAUGAAAGAUUCACGAAUAUGGAUAUCUAUGGCCGUUUAAUUUGUUCAAUCUUUAUCGUCUUGGGAAAUUUAUUCUAUGUGUUAUUGUAAAGAAAGAGAGAAAUUUUCGAUAUAAGGAAAGAGUAUCUGAAAUAAAAAUUACGAAUACCUCAAUCUACAAAAAUUAUUCCUAUUACUAUCCUAGGAUUUUGUUUAGUACUUUAUGAAAUAACAAAUGAUAAUACAAAUUAGAUACUAUAUUCUAUGAAAGUACUUAAUAGUGCACUAUUAACAAUUUAAUUAAUUUAUGCGAUUAAAAGAUCUCAAACCACAUCAAAAAAGAGUUAUUGUAAUGAUAUUAUAUUUAUUAACAGAUUUUGGUUUGGCUGCCUCCAUCAUAUUUAUACUGUAAGAUUUGUCAUACUAAAGUUUCCCAUUAAUCCAAAAAAUGUUCCAUACAUUUAGUUUGUACUUUAGGACUAGGCAAAUGUUUUACCACAUAAAGUGGUUCUAGAAGAACAAAAAAAGAUUUGAAUGA
Molecule: messenger RNA, 810 nt
Organism: Paramecium octaurelia
Lineage: Eukaryota; Ciliophora; Oligohymenophorea; Peniculida; Parameciidae
Source: the annotation of a GenBank genome assembly